Molecule: messenger RNA, 10622 nt
Organism: Paramormyrops kingsleyae
Lineage: Eukaryota; Metazoa; Chordata; Actinopteri; Osteoglossiformes; Mormyridae
Source: RefSeq, a predicted model, not a curated record
GAUUGAGAGCGAGAGGGUAAGGGAGUAAGAGGAGAAUGAGAGAGAGCACCUUAAUCUAUCAUGAGCUAAUAUUUUUUGUCGUUUGUUCUUGGCUGUGCUGAGCAUCUCUCCCACGUCAGAUACUCUCACCCGGGGAAAGGUCUUAAAUGCCCGCCGAUACGACCGCGCACACGCGCUUGCACAAAAAAAAAACGCACGCACACGCACGCCGGGCGAUCGGAGCACGGCUGGAGCCGGGCCAUCUUGCAAAAGAAGAUCCCAGCCCGGCCCAGGGAGGUGAGAGGAGGAAGAAAAGAGAAGGAAGGCUGAAGGGGCGGAAGAGCGAAUAGGAAGCGAGGGAAGGAGUGAAAGAGACUAACGCCGCGUGAAGAGGAGAGGAAGAGCAAGGCGGAGGGGAAUAAAAAGAGUGGGGAAGAGUGUCGCUCACACCACCAGCGGUCCGUGUGGCAGGAUGGGAAAUGCACCCUCCCAAGCUGAUGCUGCGGCCUGUUUCCAGAAGCAAGAUGCAGAGCGUGGCGGCGGUCACUUGAUCUCCACGGAUGACGCGGAGUACCCGCGCGAGUACCGCACGCUGGCCAAUGGCACGCGGCGCUUCUCCAACGUGGGCCUGGUGCACACGUCCGAGCACCGGCACACGGUCAUCGCCGCCCAGAGCCUGGAGGCCCUCGCCGGGCUGCCCAAGGGCGACAUGGAGCGCAAGCGGGACGCCUUCAUGGACCACCUCAAGAACAAGUACCCGCCGCAGCACCCGCCCUCGCCCUCGCCCUCCCACGGCAGCAUGCGGGGGGCGCCAGACCGCAUCCGCGAGCAGCCAAACUACUGGAGCUUUAAGGUCAGUGCUAGCCGUAGUCCACGCCACUCCCAGUCCACCCAGUCCGGCCUGGCCGACCAGGCUGCCAAGCUGUCCUUCGCCUCGGCCGAGUCACUGGAAACCAUGUCGGAGGCUGACAUCCCCCUGGGUUUCAACCGCAUGAACCGCUUCAGGCAGAGCCUGCCGCUGUCUCGCUCCGCCAGCCAGACCAAGCUACGCUCCCCAGGCGUGCUCUUCCUGCAGUUCGGGGACGAGACACGGCGGGUGCACAUCACGCACGAGCUGGGCAGCCUGGACACGCUGCACGCGCUGAUCCUGCACAUGUUCCCCCAGAAGCUGACGGCAGGCAUGCUCAAGUCACCCAACACGGCCAUCCUCAUCAAGGAUGAGGCGCGCAACGUCUUCUACGAGCUGGAGGACGUGCGCGACAUCCAGGACCGCAGCGUCAUCAAGAUCUACCGCAAGGAACCCAUCUACGCCUCAUAUCCUGCCGCCCACCUGGCCAAUGGGGACCUCAGGAGGGAGAUGGUGUACACCUCGCGGGAGUCCUCACCAACACGUCGCCUAGCCAGCCUGCCGUCCUCCGCCUCGCCCACGUCCGGCUCGCCGUCACGCUCCCGCCUCUCCUACGCCGGCGGCCGACCCCCCUCCUUCACCGGGCAGGGACACCCACAGCUGCAGCCGCCCCCGUCGCACGGACACCACCACGGCAUGGGGCACCCACCCGGCUCGGGCCUCUCACCGUCACCCAGCGCCAUCCUGGAGCGGAGGGACGUCAAGCCGGACGAGGAGGUGUCGGGGAAGAGUGUGGCGCUGCUGAAAAGCGAAGGCCUGUAUGCCGAUCCCUACGGCCUGGUGCACGAGGGCCGGCUCAGCAUCGCCUCCACGCAGGCCCUGGCCGCCAUCGGCGACCCCUUCGGCUUCCCCGUCGCCGGGGGGCUAUACCGCCGUGGCUCUGUGCGCUCGCUCAGCACCUAUUCCGCCGCUGCCCUGCAGGGGGAGAUGGAGGACGCCCUUUACAAGCCCGGUGGCCCCCUCUACCCCGACUCCUAUUCCUCCACGCUGGGCACAGGAUUCCGCUUGGGCCCCUCGUCGCCCCAGAAGAUCUCCGACAUGCAGCUACGCGGUGAACGGGACUCAUACUCGGGGCCCCCCAGCCGGUCCUCACCGGUGCGGCAGACGUUCCGCAAGGACUCCUCCUCCGUCUUUGUGGAGAGCCCCAAGUCCCGUCCGGGCUCCAGCUCCGAACCGCUGUGUGGCCCCGGGGGCCUGGGAGGGGACGGGGGUCGGGGCACAAUGGGCUACAACUCACCUUUGGCUGGAAAUGAGACGGAGACACGGGAGCGGAUGGAGGCGAUGGAGAAGCAGAUCGCCAGCCUCACAGGGCUGGUCCAGAGCGUCCUGACCAGGCCACCGGACAGUGACAGCACAUGCAGCCUGCUGCGCCUCUGCAUGAUGGCCGGCUGCCCCCCCCAGCCUGGACUGGGAAUCUCACCGCCCUGCCCUUUCUCUUCCAGCGAGAAGACCGAGUCCACCAGCGACGGCUCGGCCACAGGAACUCAGACACCGUCGGCCCCCCUAGCCCUGAUGCCCCCCCCGCCCAGAGGAGCCACACAGGCCACCACCGUCACCCGGUUGCAGAUGCAACUGCACCUGCACGACCUGCGGCAGAACGCCAGUGACCUGCGCGAUCAGCUCUCCCAGCUGCGCAAGAUGCAGCUCCAAAAUCAGGACUUGGUGAGGUCCCUACUGAAGCGCACCGAGAUGGAGAUCAGCUUGCGUGUGACGGACGCCCUCCGCAAGCAGGAGGACCCCCUGCAGAGGCAGCGCCUCUUGGUGGAGGAAGAGAGACUCAAGUACCUCAACGAGGAAGAGCUUGUUAUCCAGCAGCUGCACGACCUGGAGAAGUCGGUGGAGGAGAUUCAGAAGAACUCCUCUGUGGACCAUAGGCUGGUGUCAUCCCAGGAGCUGGAGGAGAAGGCCGUCGUGCUGAGGAAGCUGGGGGAGACUCUCACCGAGCUCAAGAGCCAGUUCCCCGGCCUGCAGAGCAAGAUGCGCGUGGUGCUGAGAGUGGAGGUGGAGGCAGUGAAGUUCCUCAAGGAGGAGCCACACCGACUGGAUGCCCUUCUGAAGCGUUGCAAGUCCAUCACAGACACCCUGGCCGUGCUGCGCAGGCAAGUGAGCGAAGGCAUCUCUAAGGGACAGGGGGACAUCGCUAGCUCCUUGGCCAAGCAUGCGGAGGACUUCAGCAAGAGCACAGACUUUGACAUCCCUACAAGCCCACCACUCAAUGACUUGGGGUGCAGUUCCAGUCUCGCCAACUGGACGCCUCUCUCUGGAUCCAGCCAUGGCAACCCCCCUGCUGCCACACGUGACCCCCACCCUCCGGUGCCCCUCAAGAGCCGUGCCCUAGAGGAGCUGUCAGGUCGCCGGGGCGGGGACAAAUCGGUGUCCGUGGAGGUCAGACUGGCCGCGGAGCGUGACUGGGAGGAGAAGCGGGCCACCCUGACCCAAUACAGCGCCCAGGACAUCAACAGGCUCCUGGAGGAGACCCAGGCGGAGCUCAUGAAGGCCAUCCCCGACCUGGACUUUGCCGCCAAGCAGAUCAAGCCAUCCGCCCCACCAGGAUCACAGAGCGGCACGUCGACCCCCGAGCACCGGCCUGGCAAGCCCCAGAACUCGGCCCAAAAGCUUUCCAGCAAGGAGGUCGGCUCGCGUCGGGGCUCUGAUGAGUUGACUGUGGCGCGGUACCGCACCGAGAAGCCCUCAAAGUCGCCCCCCCCUCCGCCUCCACGUCGCAGUUUCCCAUCGUCACAGGGGAUCAGCCUCUGUCGCAGUGGGGACGCAGUCGGCAGCAGCAAGAGCAUUAAGAAGUCAGAGUCAGAAGAAAUGGAGGUGCAGAAGCCACAUAUCAAGCUUCGACGUGCGGUCUCCGAGGCCCAGCGGCCUGCCUCCACCCCGCCCCAUGUCGCCUCGGGGGGAAAGGAUGAGGACGACGACGAGAAGGCUGCCGUCGACCCGGAGGCUUUUCAGAGAGCCCGGGGCAAAGCAUACCGCCCCCACUCCUCGCCUAGCAUCCAACGCAGAACCAGCUCGCCCCCCAGCAGUCUGGACCUGUGGCCCCCAGAAGCCCUGGGGAGGACGGAAUCUGUUGGUGGGUCAUCCAUCCAGACUUCUUCUGAUCAUAAUGCAACGGCUCUGCUGUCUGAGUGUGUCCCAGCCUUAUCGUCACAGACUGACAACUUAGUCGGGGCAGGUCUGCAGGGUGGGCACUUUGCGGAUGGUGAGGUGGGGAGAGACUCGGAGACACCACGGGUCUGUUGGGUGGCUUCUGGCAAGCUUGCCCCUCAGCACCAAAGUCCUAAAGAUGGUCGUAAACUUCGAAGGCAGGAUUCCUUAGAGACUAUUGAGAAGGAGGAGCUGGCCCUGAUCCUCACAGACAGGCAGUUGAAGGUCUCACCUAGGAAUGAGGCUCAGGAACUCAUCAGGAAGAAUAAUCAACCAUUGCGAAUAAUGUCCAUCCCCACCCACAAACCAGGAGGGCCCUGUGAGAUUUAUUACCUCCGAGACAACCCGUCCGGUCCAAUUCUGAGCAGUGCGCCGCUCUUUGUACUAUUUAAGGAGCCCCUGGAGGUCAAGGAGGCCUACAGGUGUCUGGAAGCACUGCUGGACGAGGAGGGAGAGGCUGAGACAGUUGGGUCUCAGAGUGUUUCCAGUGGCAAGAUUAGGCUGUCUCGGAAACAGCUGGCGACACUGAGGAGAGCUACGAGGCAGGGAGCAGAGACAAGGUGCCGGAUGCUUUCCCUGUGCCCUGAUACCGAGACACAAGUUGGGGGGACCUAUAAGAACAUAGAGCGCACCAGUGACCGGUUAGCUGCCCCAGUAGAGAGUCAGCCCAAAGCGACCUUGUUGCAUGGGUCACAGGCAGAGGACAUCCGGAGCAGCACCUAUAGGAGGCUUGACAGCUUGGAAGAGACCAUCCGCCAGCUGGAGACUACGCUGCAGGAGAUCGGGGCUCAUCCUGCCUGCAGCUUCCUGGAACAGGGGACUGAUGAGAUAGCGACAGUGGCCUUUGAGGCGUCACAUUCCCCGGACAAGAAAAAGCCUCCCAUCCCACCCAAACCAACCGGAGUCCCAGCAGUCAUCACUAAGGGCGGAGGCUCUGGCAAGGGUCUCCACUCAUCUGCCUCAUCCCGCCUGAAACAUCUGCAGCAGAGCGCUCCAGAGAAGGGCAAGACAAGCAAGUUGCGUGAGGAUUUCCUUAAGAGUCAGGGGCAGCAGCAGCAGUGAACAGCCCAACUGGUUUCCCCCCCAGCAGUCUCACCCGUCUCCAGAACUGUCUUCUCCUUCUCCACUGGGCUGCUGGCUUUGGCCUGCCUACCUACCCCCACCCCCCCCACCUUAGGCCGCCUGCACAAGUGCUCACUGUACAGUGAGUGUGUGUGGAGGGGGGUGCUUACGGUGGCCCCCUCGACCUUCCAGACCUGCAAGACCUCUCAGCAGAAGAACCACACUGCUCUCCUUGUUUUCAUCCCCUGAAAUCCCGUCGUCUUUCCCUUCUUCCUCCUCCUUCAUCGGAAACUGUACCUCCAGAAGGGGGCGCUAUCCUCCCAGUCAGGCGAAGGUGAUGCUCGCCAGCAUUUCUGCCUCCAGCCUAAGUGCUGAAGCCCCGUUUCUCACCAUCAUCUGGCCAAGGAGCGGCGACCUUCCCCUGCCCCGCUGUCACUGCCCACCGCCACCGGCCACCUCCUCGUUGCCCUCCUCCUCACCCACUCUCUCGCCGUCGGGCCUCCAAACUGCAGGCCGAGCUGCGCUGUACUUCAGCCAUGGCACCUACAAGGAUCAAGAAGUGUCGCCCCUAUGUAAGCCCAUCCCACAAGGUGGCACACCUUUCAGCGAAUUGUGAGGGAAUCAGAAGAUCAGUUGGGGAUCCAGUAAAUACCAAAAUAACAGCAGGUCACCUGCUGUGCUCCACUUUGGUCAGGCUGACUGCAACAACUGGGAGAAAGGUUCUGUUCCCCCGCCCCCUUACAGGAUGAUCCUGGGAACCCCCAUCCAAUCAAAAUGCAUCGCAGGCAUUCUCAACAUAACUCGCUAUUACUUAGUCGCCUGCCCGUUUAAGAGACAGCAUCGCCCGUUACGCCUUCAGGAAGAGCCAAAGCUCCUUUGUGAGUCCCAGCGUGCACCAUGAGUCCCAGCGUGCACCGUGAGUCCCAGCGUGCACCAUGAGUACCAGCAUGCACCGUGAGUCCCAGCGUACACCGCGAGUCCCAGCGUGCACCGUGAGUCCCAGCGUGCACCGUGAGUCCCAGCGUGCACCGUGAGUCCCAGCGUGCACCAUGAGUACCAGCGUGCACCAUGAGUACCAGCAUGCACUGUGAGUCUCCGCUUAGUGAUGCUGGUCAUUUGCAUUCAGACUCAUUUCAGUCCAAGUCAGAGGCAGUGUUUGCACUCUUUCUUUCAAAGCAGCUUCUAGUCAUCUCUGUACUGUUCCACCUGAACCUUGAUCUUCUGCAAUGAAGGCUGGCUGUGUUUAUCUUUUUUUUCUUUUUGACCUGAUCAUGUAUAGCCUAGAACAGUGUUUCCCAACCCGGUCCUCAGGGACCCCCCCAGACAGUCAAUAUUUUUGUUCUCUCCCAGCUUCCAACACACCUAUACCAGGAGUUCUUGGCUGGAAGCUUGGAAAAAGCAAAACUGUAGAUUGCUGCUGGUCCCCCAGGACUGGGUUGGGAAACACUGGCCUAGAAAACCAGUCCUAUGGACGCUAAGAUGGGGAGACCCAGCAUAUUUUUUCCAUCAGUGCCAAAUUUCUCACAAAAAAAGAAACCUUAUUUCUGUUUCCUAACUGUGAAAUGUACUGUAGAUGUGUGCAAUAACAAGGUUAUAAAAUGUCGUUUCGGCCGGUGUGUCCUGACACAUCUUAUUUACAGGAAAACAAAAAGAAAAUUGGUUGGAGAGGGAUGACUUGGGGCUACUUCCAGUCCCGAUGUCACCCGCGGUUGUGCUAAUACUAAACGGUGCUACACUGCUGUUCAUGUGAAUGCAUUCACCACACACUUCUGCACUGGCAGACUGAAUACCAUGUUACAGUCUUUACACUGACUCCUACCUAUGUCUGGAGCUCCACACUGAGUGUCUGUCUCUACUCAUUACAGCUCGCUUAUCUUCCCACUGUACAGAAAGGGAGUAAGAGCAGUCCCCCUUUGCUAUAAAAGUGUCACUAGUUUGAAUAGAAGUAGAUGUAGACUGCACACAUAGGGGAGUCUACGCUGUAUACCCUUUCAGCUUAAACUGUGUUGUGACUAGACAAAGGGGAGACACGUCAAAGACGAUUUGAGUUAUGUGCAAUAUUUACGUUUCUUUUGCAACAAGCAAAACAGAUUCGACUUAAAAGCACAAGCUACAAUACUUGUAUUCACAACUGUUUUGGGAGGGGAUAUUUUAGAUAUUAGAUUGGUCAUUUUCCUACGUAAUCUUGAAUGCUAAUUAGUACUAUCGUUUGUGCUGAUCCUGUGUGUGGUGUUCCCAGAUCGCGCAUUAACGAGGCCGUGUUAUGCCAGCAUCCUGCUCUGGGUUUAGUUUCCGCAGGGAGCCCCGUGCAAACCGCGCAGGUGUUUGUGUCGCAGCCGCGUGAGCCGUGCAUUCAAGCCCCCUUACUUGUGCAUUUUCCAUGGGCCCGCCUGGCAAGUACGACCCCCACAGCGCUCAUCGGUAGCAGGCUGUCUGUGUCUUGAACUGCAGUUCUUGAAGGCUCUGUAAUUUGACGAUGCUGCCCGUUGAGGCUGCGGGGACACCUGGCGAGAUCGUCCAAGAGAGAGAAAAGGAGGGUAGUAAUAUGAGACUCUGUGACAGCUGUUAGAUUGGAAAUAAAUUACAGAACUUACCUUUUAUAUUGGGAGCUGCGCGGUUGCAUAAGGUCUUUGUCGGCAGUUAGUAUAUUGGAGACAGGGGAACAAAGAGGCAACGGGCACUGCACUGAUGCUACAUGCUCCCGCCGGCACAACACUGCCCUCUGGUGGCUCAAUCCGCACAGUGCCACUUUGUAUCGGCUCUUGGGAAUCUAAGCCGAUCUUUAGAGCAAUUAUCAGUGUUUUAGGGAUAUAAAAAUACGGCUCUGCUUUCCACUAAGCAAGAGCAUAGCAUCGUGCUCUUUUCACGGCCCCGUAAUUUGCGAUGAUUGGUGAAUAAUGGCUUUUCUUUGAACUUCGUGCACAAUAGCGUAACUCCUGAUCGCUGUUAGCGUUGCAUUCCUGACGUCACUCAAGGGCUCUCUUCUCACUCUAAGAGCAUAAAUAGACUGAAGCUUUUCAUCAAACACUCCACAUUUACUUCUGUUAAUAGAUACACUGGCGAAAGUGAUUAACCGUGGUGAGAAAUGGAUAGUGAGUUUAAAUGGAGGACCAGUAGCACUUAAGACAGUCUUAAAAGGUUUGCUGCGGCGUGGAAUCGUUUACGGGCAGAUCAGACGCGAUAACGGAGAAAAAGCGGAGUGUGGCAGAUCUUCAGAGAGCACAGUGUCAUAAACGGGCUUCUUUACGAAGACUCUCAGCUUGUGCCUUCAUCCAUAAUACAGGGUCUUUCUAUGCUGUCUUUUAGGAUGAAAAAAUAUGAAACAGGGGUUCUACAAAAAAAGGAAUAAGAAAACUCCCCAAUCUCAAUUCACACUCAUUAAGUGGAUGGAUGACUUGUAUUUAAUUUUAUUUUCGUCCUGGUUGCGCUCUUCACUCGAUUAAUAGAGCACACAUAGCCACCGUCCACUCCCACUAUAAUCUCACGUUUUCCUAACACCCUGAGAUUCAACCAUACUUAAACUCUUCAAGUCUUAAGACCAGUUGCAAAAGGGUUUUUUUCCGUCAAUAGUCACAAGUCAGUAUUUCUAUCUGUUUGAUUUUUCAAUUUCCCUUCAAGUUCAUUGUGGAACAGAUAAGUCGUUAUAUCAGAGUGAUUAAAGACAAAAUAGAUUCUUUAAAUAAUUGAAAUUAUAAAGCAAAGUACAGAUAUAUAAAUGUAUAAAUAUGUCUUUAGUCAAAAGUUGGUGUAUGAAAUUACAAUGUGAAGAACAGUGUGAAAAUGUGUAAAUGGCAUCAUCUUCUAUUUGCUUUUUAUAUAAUUCUUUUGUAAUUUUUUUUUUAUUCUUAAAAAAAUAUAUAUGUAUAUAUAUCAUAACUGGAAAUUAUUUUAUCCACAAACAGAACAUUUUAUAUAUUGAGUUGAAUAUAUAUACUAUGUACAUAUACGGUAUAGAAUUGAACCUUGGUUGAUUUGCUGAUCUACCGGAUAUGCAAGACUGGUGUAGAUUUUAACUAUAUGAAUGUCUUUUUUUAAUUGUAUUUCAUCAGGGUUUAUAAUGUCAACCAUGAUUGCUGUUUUUUUUUUUUUUUUUGGUUGGUUGCAUUUUUUUUUAUCGCUGUUGGCAGAACUGAUUCUGCAGGGUCCGCAUGCAGCCCAGCAGCCGGCAGGGGCGGGGCGAGGGGGGGGGGUCACGCGGAUUCUGCAAAAUGCAAAAGUAUUAAAGCUGCAGAAUUGCAUGUGGUCCAUGCAGCUGCACCUUGCACUUGCAUGACAUGCAGGUGCCACAAAAGAUGUUGGCUUUUACUGUCAAGACCAGGGGAGACUAUUUUAAGAAGCUGACUGACGUUUGAUGAACAUUCUCUUUGCCCGUGUCUGCAGCCUACGAGAGGGGUAGAUCCCGUCGGCUUCAGGGCCCUGGAGAAUCCCUACUGCCUUUCCUAACCAAAACAUUGUUGAUCACUUAAAUCAAGGCUUUAACGACCCCCCCCCCCACGACCCACCUCCACAAAAACUUUAUGUUCGUGCUACAGUUUAGUAUAUAGAGACCUACUGUAGCAUCCUCAAAAGACAGAGAGCACAAGCUAACCGUCCCAUUCCUGCACAGCACAGUCCUGCAGGCACAUUUUAUUUAUUUAUUCAUGUAUUUUUUUUGGGAGAGGUACAAUGUCAGAAUGUCUCAGAUACCAAGUGGAUUGCUUAGGCCAUACCUGGCUUUGUGGUAUAUGCUUGAGUGAUGUCGGUUGCCUAGAGGACAGGCGCAAGUGCUGGUCAAGGAGCUGACAGCACACUUCAUACCCCCAGAGAAGGGGAAGGUAUUACUUCAGACAUUCUUGCUGUCUUUGGUUAUUCCCAGCACACAGGGUCCUGUGUGUUGUGUCCUAUCUGAAGGUUGGAUGUGUGGAUGUUCAUGGCAUCAAAAAAAAAAAAAAGCUUAAAAAAAAAACCUGUGUAAAUAGGAUAAACCAUUCUUAGUGUCCACAAGAUGGUCUCAUGUCCAAAAUGUUGUCAAAACGUGGACGAAAUCUUAAAUAAAUUAUAAUAAUGCAUGUAUAUUCUCAAUCGCACGAUGCAGUUGGAAAAUGUUGUCUUUGUUUUGUAAAAGAAACUAACGUUGACCUCAAAAAAUUUAUUAUACUAUAGCAAAUAAAAAAGGUUUUAAUUGGUCCAUGUCUGUGGUUCAGGCAUCUAUUACUGUAAUACUGGUUAAUAAAAUUGUGUAAAGGGGAGACUGUAUUCACACAGACAGCAAAUAUAGUUUGAGAUUGAGAGUUUCUACAUAAACCAUCCAGUAAUGGUGUUGUUUUUUCCCCUAGGGAGUGACGCUUUCGUUUGUAGGAUAGCAUAAUAGACGAACAGCUACAGAGUCAGAUACACUGAUGCAUACUAACAGUCUAAUUGCUCCGUGUGGACGCCCUGAUGUUACCGUGGGAACCGUGUCUUUUGUGAGAAUACGGAGGCUGCUUUUCUUUUGUACAUACUCGCUGUGUUCGUAUGACAAAUAAAGUUCAGCUCUCUCGUA